This is a messenger RNA of Coniosporium apollinis CBS 100218, 1071 nucleotides long. RefSeq names its product syntaxin 5. The coding region runs from base 1 to 1071 and encodes 356 amino acids. Gene Ontology annotation, cellular component: endomembrane system; Golgi membrane; SNARE complex. The transcript is spliced from 2 exons. Gene Ontology annotation, biological process: vesicle fusion; intracellular protein transport; endoplasmic reticulum to Golgi vesicle-mediated transport. Gene Ontology annotation, molecular function: SNAP receptor activity; SNARE binding. The record is from RefSeq and is a predicted model, not a curated record. Lineage: Eukaryota; Fungi; Ascomycota; Dothideomycetes.
AUGGCCGCCACUCCCACUUCCAUCCAAGACCGCACCCUCGAAUUCCGCUCGAUCCUCAAAGAAGCCCAACGGCGCGCCGCCUCCUCCCGCACCACCCAACAACGGCAAUCCCUCCUCUCCGCCUCCCAAAAAGCCGCCGCCAAUGGCUCCGCGCCGACACCGCGCCAGCGCUCCGAGUUCGCCCGGCGCGCCGCAGACAUCGGCCGGGGCAUCUCCGCCACAAUGGCGAAGCUGGAGCGGCUGGCGCAGUUGGCGAAACGGAAGACCCUGUUCGACGACCGGCCGGUGGAGAUCGCGCAGCUGACAUCCGUGAUCAAGCACGAGCUCGAUGCGCUGAACGGGAACAUCAAGGAGCUGCAGGCGCUGUCGAAAGCAAAACAUCCCGGGGCAGGGAGGGCAGGAGGAGGCGGCGACCAGGAGGGCGAACACGCAAACGAGGUGGUUAUAUCGCUGCAGAAGAACCUGGCGGGCGUGUCGAAGAACUUUCGAGACGUGCUCGAGACGCGGACGAAGAACGAGCUGGCUUCGAAGAGCAGGACCGAGCACUUCGUCUCCAGUGUUUCGGCGCAUAGUCAAGGGUCUGGGGCGCUGGAUACCGCGCGGACGGACUCGCCGCUGUACCAGACGCCGCAGCGAGGGCGGUCGCCGAAACCGGGCUACGGCCCGACCAGCGGCUCGCAGCAGGACCUCCUCUCCCUCGACCCCGGCUUCUCAGGCGGCUCCGCCCUGGCGCGCGCAGGACCGCAUUCGGACCAACAGCUUCUGAUGAUGGAGGAGGCGCAGGCCCCCAACACCUAUAUACAGCAGCGGGGCGAGGCGAUCGAGAUGAUCGAGCGGACAAUGGCGGAUCUGGGGGGCAUAUUUGGACAGUUGGCGCAGAUGGUCUCGGAGCAGGGCGAGACGAUUCAAAGGAUCGAUGCGAACACGGAGGAUGUGGUUGAUAAUGUGGAGGGCGCGCAGAGAGAGCUGAUGAAGUAUUGGGGCCGCGUGAGUGGGAACCGGUGGUUGGUGGCGAAGAUGUUUGGGGUGUUGAUGAUAUUUUUCUUGCUCUGGGUGCUCAUUGCGGGAUAG